AUGUCAAAACUUGAGAGUUGUCAUCUAAUGUCAAUUUCAAAUUUCUUUUAUAAGAUAACAGAUUUAAUCAACAUGGAAAUGGUUUGUAAAAAGUUUAAAGGCUUCAUGGAUUUGUUUGAUUACAACCCAAUUUCAUUGACUACCAAAACCAUUAACUAUUUCCCAAAUGUAAAAAACUAUAUUUGUUUGAAGGCGAUGAUGAAGAGUUUGAGAGUCUUUGAAGAGGUCAUAGUGUGGUAUUGUGUUAGAUAUGAUACUGUUCAUGAAUACAAUGAUCCAACCAUCAAAUUCAAACAUGUAAGAUUUACUGAUGGUGAUAGAAAAAUUUAUGGUAUUACCAUCCCAACUUGUGUCGAAAAAAUUGGUUGUGAUUGUUUUAACGAUUGCGAUGAUUUGGUUGAUCUUGAUAUACCACAAAAUGUGAAAAUUGUUGGCGACAAAAGUUUUGGCAAUUGUAUCCAUUUGCACAAUGUGACUAUUCCAUCAAGUAUUAGAAAACUUGAUAGCCUGUGUUUCUGCUGGUGCAGAAAUUUAAGAAAUGUUGAUAUCUCAUAUGGUAUAACUCGUAUUUUUGAUAAUUGUUUUGUAGGGUGUGACAGUUUAAGUAGUAUAGUUCUCCCAUCAAGUGUUCAAUAUAUUGAUUCAGAGUGUUUUGAUGGAUGUAGUGAAUUAACACAUAUUGAAAUACCGUCAAGUGUUAAACAAUUUGGUGAUGGUUGUUUUGAGAAAUGUUACAGUCUAACUUCGGUGGAAUUCCCAGCAAGUAUUCAUUCAAUUGGUAGUUGUUGUUUUAGUGGUUGUAGCAAAUUGAGCAGUGUUACAAUACCGGAAAGUGUCAAUUCAAUUCAGGCAUUCUGUUUUAAAGACUGCAACAAUCUCACCGAUGUGAAAAUACCAUCAAAUGUAACAUUAUUUGAUUAUGGUAGUUUUUAUGGUUGUAACGAUUUGAGCAGUAUAUUAAUACCCAAAAGAGUCAAUUCAUUCAGCGAUUAUUGUUUCGAUAAUUGUUUCGAUAAUUGUUGCAGUCUGAGCAGUAUAACAAUACCGAAAAGUGUCAAUUCAUUUGGCAAAUAUUGUUUCAAUAAUUGUAGAAGUUUAAGCGAUUUAAUAAUAGACCGUAACGUUGAAUCAAUUGGUGAUUAUUGUUUUGAUAACUGUAUUAGUUUGAGCUAUUUGGAAGUACCAUAUUUAACAUCAAUUGGUAAGAACUGUUUUCCAUCAUACAUAACAGUCCAUUACAAUUAUUUCAAUUUUAAUUGA
This is a messenger RNA of Entamoeba invadens IP1, 1260 nucleotides long. RefSeq lists its product as hypothetical. The transcript has 2 exons. Lineage: Eukaryota; Evosea; Mastigamoebida; Endamoebidae. Bases 1 to 1260 code for a protein of 419 amino acids. The record is from RefSeq and is a predicted model, not a curated record.